GACGGUGCUGCGAUGCAAGUGGCACCGCUGGCGACCGCCCUCCCCUCGGAGAACGAACGCUCUGAUCGUAUGCCAAAGGCGCUGGGUCUGCUCUGGCUUUGGCUCGUGCUGGUUCCUAGUUUCUACUACCUGACUCUGCUGCAACCGCACCUCGCCAACGACCUUUUCUGGCCGAACUACAAUGCCUCGGGGUACCAAAUCUUCGUCAUCGACCUACUGAAUGCGCUCUUGGAGUCGACGCCGGAUGCCUCGACCGUCGACUUGAGCCUGGAGAUGGUUGACGCGCGCUACGACGGUGUCUUGCCCAAUGCUAUGGUGCACCCAACGUACGCGAUGGCGCUACUGACAACGAGCCGCUCAUCCCUCGAGGGUGCCAUCAUAAGUCUGCGCAAUACGUCCUUGAACAGCGUUCAUUGGCUCCCGACGCAGUACUGCUGGAUCGACUUUGACAAAACGUUCGAGCUCGCGUACACGGAAUCGCGGCAGAAGCGCUGUUUUCAUCGAUACGCCGCCAACGGCGCCGUGUACCUCGAGGCUGUCUAUCGCAAUAUGGACUGGAGCGCCUAUGUCGCCAAGUACGGCAGCCGCAACUCCAACUUGUGGUGGGCCAUCUUGCGUGGUCUCGAGUCGUCGCAGCGCGGUGUCGACUGGAUGAAGACCGUCGCUUCCGUCUCGACUUUGGUGCCAGCAGAAGUCGUAUACUGGCAGCGUGCUGGCAUUGAGGUUUUUCACUACCAGUGGCAAAGCGUCGAGCUUCCUGGUCUCGUUGAGACUGCGACGCUCCUCAACGCCCUUGGUAUUCCAACAUCUCUCACACUCAAGAGCAUCGAGCACAGCCAAGGCCCCGGCUUGUCCAUCUCGUUCUACGAGUCUUUUCUCUUGGGCAUAUGGGUAGCCGGAUCAAGCAACGCAAGUCUCAUUCGAGGAUCGUCCGACUACUUCCUCAAUAGUACGUUGUCCCUCGGAGCGCCGCCACUAUCGUUGGAGAACUUUGCGUAUGGGUUCAACAUGUUUGGUGCGCAUCAAGUGAGCUUGGUCCACAGCACGCUCGGUCCAUUCCUCUCGAUUGACCUCCUUGUUCUGUCGCCUCCGGUGGCGUUGGUGUCGCUCACGAAGAGCGUCUCAGCUGCGUUAUAUGAAUCACUCAACAGCGCGUCCCCAACUACUUACGCAACUCUUCGGACGUUAACUGUGGCGCCGAUACCGCCGGCGUGGAAGCAGUACGUCUACUACGGUGGGAACCUCAUGUGCAGCUACGAUACGCCGCAGACGUUUCUUCAGCCGCCAUUCACGACCACCGAUGCGUGCGACGUUCAAACGCUCUGGACCGUGUCGGUGGCACCGCUGGCAAUGGUCUCCGCUCUCUCGCUUGUGAGUGAUUCCAUUGAGAGCAUCUGCGCACUCGGUACCUCAGAUGCGUGCACGCCGUUUCUGCAACAAGCGAAGACACUUGCACUACGCACGCUCAAUCAAACGCUCGUGCAGGACGCCGUCACAGCAGUCAGAGCGCUUGACGUCAGCGUCAUUCAAGCUGCCUCGGACGUCACCGAAACCAACUACACGCUGCUACGACAACCGCUAUUGGACCAAUCGCCAUUUGCGUUUUACGGCUGGGUUCUACUCUUCGACUGGGUCGUAGGCGUUCGAGAAGUCGUCUCGUUUGAGGGCGACAACGGGACGCUUGUCUUGAUCUCCGACGACUACGACACGACAGCGCAAACAUCGCCAGCGUCCAGUGUCUUGAGUCGAGCUUCGAUCACCGUCUACUACCUCGUGGUCUACUCGACGCUGGUUCUUGGCGCACUUGUCCUCGUUUGUACCGUCGGCCUCUGUUCGCAUCGUCGUCCAGUGCACCGAGCGUCGAUCGCCUACUUUUACCGCGUCGCAAGCUCGACGUGGCUCGGGCGCCCGCUGGUGCUGCUUCGAGGGACGACCGCCAUGCUGCUCCUGAGCUCGGCGCCGUGGCAAAACUACAAGUCGAUCGGUCUCGUCAACUCGUACAACAUUGUCAACGCCUACGGCAUCUCGUAUCCUUUUAUGCUGCAGGCAACCGCGGGCUACCACCGCUUGGAGAGUCAAACGUCGUUCAAAAUGUACUGGUCGCUCGCCAGCGAUCUCGGCGCUCUCCUCAAAAACACAUCGACCAUAAGUGGCAAGAGUCUCCUCCGGUCGAGCAGUCGAUUUGCAUUUCAAAAUACCUCACUACAAGAGAUUCUCGUGACCGAAAAGAUGUUACCACCUUGGCCGUGGAGUGCCAAUUACGAGCUCUUAUCGUCGUAUCUUGGGCCAUUUGGAUCGAUCGACAUGGUCUACGUCAGCGUCCCAUCGGUCCUAAGCGAAGCCAUUUGUGCGUUUGACGUUGCGGUGGCUGGUGCGAGGAAGCUAGCUACCUCGUCGUAUGUGCUGAUCCGUGAUGAGUACCAUACCUUUCCAGCGCCGGCGCUGUGGGCCAAGACCGUGUACGCGGCGAGUGGCUCCGUCUUGUGUCCCGACCAGCCAAGUGCGUACCUCGCGAAGCUCACGUUGAUCCUUGGUGCGGACGCUUACCAGAAGGGCUGCGAAGCUCUAUACCAUACGGCGCUCAGCAUGGUUUCAUCGCGCGACCACAUUCUUUUCAGUGUGCUUGUCGCGGGUAUCGAUGCGACGACCAACGUCACGGCGAUUUGCCUGCUCGAGCCCUUGAGCAACAUACCUUAUUGCGAGACCAAACUACACACUGCGAUGGCCUUUCUUUUGCACGUGCCGGACCUUAGCCACUGGCGACCGUCCCUCUACGCUGCCAUUCACGAGCUCCAGAUUCAGUGGGUCCAGUUUGGCGCGCUCAACACCACAGCGCCUAUGGAGCUCUACCAUCUCCCCGUACUCGACCCGUCCGACGCGACGUUCGACUACGUGGCGUGGCUCUUUUUGUACGAUUGGGCACUCGGGAACCGCGAAGUCAUUUCGUUUCAAGGCGACCUGGGCACGCUCACCGCCAUGGGUAGCGAUCUACCGCACCUAGAGCAGACAGACGACGCGGCGCAGCUGCCAACUGUCCUUGCUCUCUACGCGCGGCGCGCUGUCCAGUACGUCACCGUCUCUAUCAUUGCACUCGCGGUUCUCUCGCUUAUUUAUCUUAUCCGUGUGCGCGGCGCCAUCGAAGGCCGCAACCUGCUCAAACUCAGUCGCGUUGGCGGUCUUGUUUGGGUCGGACGACCGCUCAUCGGUCUCAGGAGCAUCACGGCCCUCGCUCUUCUCUCGUCGGCCUCGGUGCAGCUCACGACCGAUGGCCAGCUCAGCUACUUUACGUCGCAAGCGGUGCCUUGGUACACGACGUGUCUCGCAGCCAACGAAGUCACGUGGCUUGUCGGUAUCGUCAACGACCUCGGACUGCCAUGGACGACGUGGCACCUGCCAAAAUACGCUCUCAUCAACAGUCUUCUCGUGUGGCUCGUCUCGGCGCUUCUAGCCAUCUUGGCACCGGUUCAGGCGAGUAUUUCAAUUGCCAAGUCGUGUGCGGUCGUCUCGCUCGACUACCAGGUGCAGUGCAGUGCGGGUGCGGUCCUGAUCGGGUCCCGUGCUCGGCUACUGACGUUGAUUGGCGUCGUCUUUGGCUGCAACGUGCUCUGUUACAGUGUUGCUCGGUGGUACUACCAAGACGAUUCGCGACUACGGUCGUCGUCGCUCUUGCUGUGCAGUGGCGCAAAGUUCCUCUUUCGACACGAGACUUGGAUCAAGCACGAUGUCUACUACAUGGACCGAGCGUCGGCCGUCGUCAACGGGCUCGUGAGCGUCGGCUGGAGAGACGAGUGGUUUGUGAUGGACGUCAAGACGUGGCGCCUGCAUCGGCUAUCCAACGGCGAGACAUAA
Molecule: messenger RNA, 3849 nt
Organism: Saprolegnia diclina VS20
Lineage: Eukaryota; Oomycota; Saprolegniomycetes; Saprolegniales; Saprolegniaceae
Exons: 3
Coding region: 13-3849 (1278 amino acids)
Source: RefSeq, a predicted model, not a curated record